AUGAGUUGCACGAUUGAGAAAGCCUUAGCAGAUGCGAAAGCACUGGUGGAACGGCUCAGGGAGCAUGACAACGCAGCAGAAGCUCUUAUUGAACAGACUACAGCUCUUAACAAGCGGGUCGAAGCAAUGAAACAGUACCAAGAAGAAAUUCAAGAGCUCAAUGAAGUAGCAAGACAUCGUCCUCGGUCUACGUUAGUGAUGGGUAUCCAACAAGAAAACAGACAGAUUAGAGAACUGCAACAGGAAAAUAAAGAACUACGCACAUCUCUUGAAGAACAUCAGUCUGCUUUGGAACUCAUAAUGAGCAAGUACAGAGAACAGAUGUUUAGGUUGCUUAUGGCAAGCAAAAAGGAUGAUCCAAGUAUAAUAAUGAAGUUAAAAGAGCAACAUUCCAAGGAGCUGCAAGUGCAUGUGGACCAAAUCACAGAAAUGGCAGCAGUAAUGAGAAAAGCCAUUGAAAUUGAUGAAAAGCAUGGCUGCAAAGAGCAGGAACGUAUCAUUCAGCUGGAACAAGAAAACAAAGGCUUGAGAGAAAUUCUUCAAAUAACUAGAGAAUCAUUCCUGAACCUCAAGAAAGAAGAUGCAUCAGAGAGCACAUCUCUGUCAGGAUUAGUAACAAGCAGUGAUUUGAGCCUGAGAAAAAGCUAAAGACUGCAGAAGCCAACAAGCUUCAGUUGCACACUUUACAAAGGGAGUAUCAGGGGUCACUUGUCAAGCACUUGUUACUGAAUAGGGCACCAGCGAGCUAAUGCAUCCUAAACUCCAGCUGAGUGGCUUUUAUACUGCGUAAAACAUUGAAAUUGGUAUUCUGCAAAAACCGUAGUGACAGAUUAAUUGCCAUAGAUCUAACUUCAGUAGGAAAUGGAUUAAUGCACGUACUGAAUUGGGAAUUAUUUUUAUAUGAAGCCAUUUUACAGACAAAAGACAAGAUUACACAUAAUUUUUAUAUAAAUUAUUGCUGACUCAAAGUUUCAGUACGCCUAUUAUAUGAUAAAGGUAAGAUUUAAAGUCUGAUCUUGGCUAAAAAGUAGGAACUUAUGAAUAUGCUUUGUGCAUGAUCCACAUUACACUUUUUUUCCUUUUAGUAAGUUUUUAAUACAUUCUCAUUUUGCAAUAAAUCUGCUUAAUGGAAAGGGGACACAGGCAGCAUAAAAUUUAAGGAUUUCUGCUAUUUAGCCAUGAGGUAUCCUGUUCAAAUAUAAGGCCAACUGUUUAAACAUGAGCAGUGCUUUUGCAGUUGUUCAAUA
Molecule: messenger RNA, 1247 nt
Organism: Tauraco erythrolophus (red-crested turaco)
Lineage: Eukaryota; Metazoa; Chordata; Aves; Musophagiformes; Musophagidae
Source: RefSeq, a predicted model, not a curated record